This is a messenger RNA of Seriola aureovittata, 2317 nucleotides long. RefSeq names its product TBC1 domain family, member 15 (gene tbc1d15). Gene Ontology annotation, biological process: activation of GTPase activity. The transcript is spliced from 17 exons. Lineage: Eukaryota; Metazoa; Chordata; Actinopteri; Carangiformes; Carangidae. Bases 70 to 2052 code for a protein of 660 amino acids. The record is from RefSeq and is a predicted model, not a curated record. Gene Ontology annotation, molecular function: GTPase activator activity.
UGUCCGUUUUGUUUUGGACGUUGACAGGCACGUGAGCUGCUGACGUCAUCAGGAGACAGGGCAGACGACAUGGCGGAGGAGACUGUUCAGAAGGUUGUAUUUGAACACGAAGGCGUCUUCAUUCACAGCAGCAGCGAUGAGGACGGCAUCGAGCAGGAUCUACUCGUCUCAGGGUCACUUCGGAUUGUUGACAAGGAUGGGGAGAUCUUUGUGGAGUACAGACCUUUGGAGGACACUGUCGACCCCUCCAACAUGCUGUGUGCUGGAAAGGACUCCAGUUCAGUCAUGGAGUGGGCUCAGUGUCCAGGGGACAGGUCUCACCAGCUGUUAGAGACUCAGCAGAGCUAUGAGACCGAGUGGGACAUGGUCAACGCCGUGUCCUUCAAGAGGAGACCCUGCACAAAUGGAGAGGGCUCUCUGAACCACAGCCACGAGAGGAGCAGGUGGGCGUUCACCUUCAGUGUCAGUGACCUCAGGUCCAUCACAGUGAAGGAGGAAGGGUGGAGCUUCCUGCUCUUUAAACUGAAGGACUCCUCCCCCCUCUCUGCUCUGCACUUCCAUCAGGGAGGCAGCAGAGAGUUCCUGGACAGCCUGAGGAGAUUCGCUCUGCUUAGCGAGGCUCCAGAUGAUGAAACAUGUCUGUUGGUCAGCACACCGAACAAAGCUCUGUCCCAGUCCUUCGAGAACCUUCUGGACGACAACAACUUCGGCCUCGUUCAUCAGAAGUUCAGAAAAGACCCAUAUGUGACCACGCUGGGCAGCUUCUCCAAAGUCACCAACUACAUAUUUGAUGCUUUCCGGGGGACGGAGGAGCAGCACCAGCGCCCCCCAGAGGAGGUGGCCGACCUGCUGGGUGAAGUCAUCCCGGGACUGGAGAUCAACCAGCAGGAGGAGCCGGGCUUCGAGGUCAUCACCAGGAUCGACCUGGGGGCGAGGCCUCAGGUGACGAGGAGGGAGCCUCUGUCUGCAGAGGACUGGACCAAAUACCAGGAUCCAGAGGGGAGGAUGAUCAAGAUCCGUCACCUCAAACAAGUCAUCUUCAAAGGGGGACUCUGUCACGCUGUGAGGAAAGAGGCCUGGAAGUUUCUGCUGGGGUAUUUUCCAUGGGACAGUACGCUGGAGGAGAGGAAAGCUCUGCAGAGAAACAAGACUGAUGAAUACUUCAGGAUGAAGCUGCAGUGGAAAUCAGUGAGUGAGGAGCAGGAGAGGAGGAACUCCAGACUCAGAGACUACAGGAGUUUGAUCGAGAAGGACGUGAACAGAACAGACAGAACAAACAGGUUCUACGAGGGGAUCGACAACCCCGGCCUGGUUCUCCUCCACGACAUCCUGAUGACCUACUGCAUGUACGACUUCGACCUGGGUUACGUUCAGGGGAUGAGCGACCUGCUCUCACCGAUCCUCUACGUGAUGGAGAACGAGGUGGACGCUUUCUGGUGUUUUGUCUCCUUCAUGGACCAGAUGCACCAGAACUUUGAGGAGCAGAUGCAGGGCAUGAAGACUCAGCUGAUCCAGCUCAGUACUCUGCUGAGGCUGCUGGACUUGGCCUUCUGGAACUACCUCGAGUCUCAGGACUCAGGUUACCUGUAUUUCUGUUUCCGCUGGUUGUUGAUCAGAUUCAAGAGGGAGCUCAGUUUCCAGGACGUUCUCCGGCUCUGGGAGGUGAUGUGGACCGGCCUGCCCUGUCAGAACUUCCACCUGCUGGUCUGCUGCGCCAUCCUGGACUCAGAGAAACAGAAGAUCAUGGAGGAGAACUACGGCUUCAAUGAAAUCCUGAAGCACAUAAACGAACUCUCCAUGAAGCUGGACAUCGAGGAGAUUCUUCAGAAAGCUGAGGGCAUCAGUCUGCAGAUCAGGAGCUGUAAGGACUUGCCUGAAUCCGUGAGCAACAUUUUGGGCUUUCACACAGAGGCGUCCGGCUCUGACCCGACAGAUCCUGGAUCUCGUCCGGCUCCCAGACCGGCUCAGCGACAGGACGCCUGCUCCAACGGCCACGGACACUUGAGAGAAACCGGCUCUCACAACAGCUGCAAAGUUGCCUUCAUAUCAUAGUGAACAGCAGAACCAACCAGAGACUGACUCAGUGUCAGCGGGACGGCGGCGACAGCAGAGCGUCACCGCGUCGUCCUGCCCCCCCAACACGCCCCCAGAGAAAAGAGGAGAAGAAGAAGAAGAGAAUGUAAAAAGGAUUUAAGAUUAUUCAGAAUCUUAUUUUUGUAAUUUCUUGUACCUUAUUGUCUCUUUCACUCAAAUAGUCAUUCCUUCUCCUGAUUGUUUCUAAAGCCCCAUUCAGACAGGAUGAACAGCACGGGGGGGU